Messenger RNA from Stereum hirsutum FP-91666 SS1, 2489 nucleotides. RefSeq names its product Opi1-domain-containing protein. Gene Ontology annotation, biological process: regulation of transcription by RNA polymerase II; phospholipid biosynthetic process; endoplasmic reticulum unfolded protein response. The coding region runs from base 1 to 2172 and encodes 723 amino acids. Gene Ontology annotation, molecular function: transcription corepressor activity. Lineage: Eukaryota; Fungi; Basidiomycota; Agaricomycetes; Russulales; Stereaceae. The transcript is spliced from 6 exons. Gene Ontology annotation, cellular component: endoplasmic reticulum; nucleus. The record is from RefSeq and is a predicted model, not a curated record.
AUGCAGACGACUAGUACUCAACGCUCGAUCGAGGACGAGGCGGAGAGCGUCAGGAUCGCGGUACAUGCGCUGGGAGAUAUGCGCGCUCGCGCCGUGGCUUCCAAGGAGGCAGCACAAGCACAAGCAUCAAGUUCUGGCUCGACUUCAUCCUCCAGAACCCAAUUUCCUACUUCUCAUUCCGCCAGCCCCUUCCAACCCACCCCAGCCCUCUCCAUCGCCUCAUCCUCAACCUCGCCGACGCUCCCCUCGCCCAGUCUUGCUUCUGACGACCGUGACCGUCUCGAGAUCGAUACCGAUACUAUCGGUAUCGACGUCAAUUCUCCGGAUUUUGUCUCGAGGGUGUCACAUCUGCCUAUCGUGAAUAGUGCGCUGAGGGCUUAUGAGCAGAGUAAGGCGAGUUCGAGGGUGGUUAAGUAUGGCGCGGAGAUGAUGGAGUCCAGCGUGAAGACGAUUUCGAGGCCUGUGAUGGAUAGAUUACCCGUUAAUCAACUGGACGAGUUCGCGUGCAGACAGCUCGAUCGACUCGGUCGAUACAGCACAAACCAAAAACGAGCUUCGAGCACGGAGAGGGACAGGAUGCCCGUAGACGAGCAGGAGUCCACGGACGAUCGGAGAGAAUCCGCAUGGGAAUCGGGAUUGCAGAUCCAGAUGCAGGGGGCGGGAUCUUCUUCUUCGUCUUCCGCUGGUACUGAGUGGGGACGCGAAAUGAGUCGCGAGCGGAGCGUGGUGAGAGAGGACGGGUAUUCGGAUGUGAGGACAGCGCGACCGAGUCCGAGCGGGGAGUCGCAGGAGAAUAUCCACCAACAGAUCGCACAGCGGAGUCGAUGGCAGACUAUGCUUUCUGAAGCUGGUGGGCUCGGUGCGGCUGUGAGCGAGGAAAGCAUGCGGAGGCUCAAAUACUGUUUACAAUGGCUCCAGUACGCCACAGCGCACAUCGACGACCAAAUCCUCAUUCUCCGCGACUUCAUGGCCUCCCUCCAACCCCCACCCGGCUCUUCCCCGCACACGCUCAUAAACCCCGACGCCGUCAUCUCGCCCGAACACAUGCGGCAGCUGAACAAUGUGAAGCGCGACGUGGUCAACACGGUAAGACAGGUGGUGGACGUGGUGUCGAAGUAUGCGGGCGGGGCGUUGCCGGAGCCGGCGAGGACGAGGGUGAGGGGGUUUAUUCUGCAUUUGCCGCAGGCUUGGGCGAGCGCGAGUCGGGGACAACCGCAUCCGCAUGUACAUCCGCAUGCGCAUCAGCUUCAGCAUGCGAUACCGGAGGCGAGCGCGAGUGGGGUUGGAGGGAGGGGCGGUGGGACGAGAAGGAGCGGACGGAGGGGUGAGAGGUUGAAUGGGACCGUGGGCGCAGCAGGCGGUGAGAUCUCUACGGCAUCCUCGUCCCGUCCUCCUUCACCCUCUGGAACAGCAUCCCCCCGCCACGGACACUCACGACAAUCGAGCGGGGCAGCAGCGUCCGCCUCCUCCCAUACCCAUGCCCACGCCAACGCAAUCCCACCGACGGCGGGAGGCGCGACACAGGCUGCACAGAGGAUAUUGACGUUGGCGACGGAGAGUCUGGAUAUGAUGAGGGGUGUGACGGGCGUCGUGAAGGAUAGUUUGGACAGGGCGGAUGCGUGGGUUGAGAGGUUGAGGAUCGUGGGGCUGCAGAGACAGGGACAGGGACAGGCCGCAGUGGUCGAUAUACCGAACGGGGCGACGUACCCACGCCCUGCAAACUCAAGCAUGGGCGCGGGCGUUGGUGUGGGCGCGCAUAGGAUGCAGGAGAGUUUCAGCGCGAGUACGAGCGUGGCGUCGAGUCCUGUCGUCGCGAUGGCGGGACUUCCGGGUGUGGCUGGCAUGCUGAGUCCUCUGGGGAGUGCUAGCGGGAGCGCGAGUGGUGGUGCUGGGGCUGGGGAUUCGUACUUUGGGGGAUCGGCGCAAGAGAUGAGUAAGCUUGAUUUAGGAGGGGGAGGGGCGGAGAAGAGUCCGGUGGUAGCUCAUGCUCAUGGACCGUCGAGAGGAGGGAAGAAGGCGAUGUUUGCGGAUGGGAAUGAGGAUACUAUGAGGUCGAGGUCGAGGUCGAGGAUGGGGUCGCCUGUUGUGGAGAGUAGGGUAUUGGAUAAGGCUGGGGACGAUGACCAGGAAGGCGCAGAGGCGAAGAGGAUGAAAAUGGAUGUUGAUGAGUAGGUAGAUGGAACUGCGACGUUGGUUGUGCGCUUCGUCCUUUUCAUUGUGUUGGUUAGUUUUUUUCCGAUUGAAUCGUAGCGCUGGUUGUAACAAUCACGUUCUCCUGCUCCACUCCAUUCCACUCCCCUCGUUCUUCAGUUUCUGUUCCCUGGUCCGCUUAGGGAUCCCCAUUUGAUUUCACACCUAUUUAUUACAUUUCCUCCUUCAAUUUUCUUGCACAUACACGUUCACAGUCCUUUUCUUUCUCUCUCCCCUUUCUACAUGUUUGAUCUCCAGUGUUUCUUGUAUAUAUGCAUCAUGGUUCUUGUUGACCCAGC